ACAAAUUGAAGGCAUAUUUAAUAAGUCAAGUAGGUUUAUAGGAAAACUAUUGUCACAACACUGCCGCCUCAAAUUGUUUAACUGUCAAUUUAUGAAUGAAACGACCAGAUGGGUCACCUAUUCAGAAGCUUGAAGUGUUUCAAGGAUGUAAUGCGUAUUGUUUAAUUGAGUGGGUGUGGCCGGUGAGUGAUUCAUAAUGGGGGAAGUGUGUCUAAAAUAAAUACACAGGCAGAAAACGGAGCGCUUGAUCACAGUUCGUCGUGCUCGAUCGACGCACCGCGCGAGACUUUUGACACCGUCCCCAGCACGCGCGUUUGCGCCCAGAACUUCUGAUCUUCUAAUCUUUAGGAACGAACUAAAAAGGAAUAUGGAUACCUUACGAUUUGGAGUCGUUUUCGUUCAUUAUCUCGUGUUACUCAAGGUGUGCAGUAGCGCUUCUUUGGACAGGUAUGAGAGCGACAAACCCAGAACAACAGUGGUCAACCUCUUUCACACCUUUGAGGAAACACGCACAGCGGGUCAUCACGAGGUGGAUAGGGGGUCGCACCUGGAUGAAAAUGAACUUGAUGAUGAUUAUUUAUCUGGGGAUUAUGAACUUAAUCAGCCUAGAGUGGAAUUUUCUACAAAACCCAAACAUCCGUCGAUGGUGCCCAUUACUGAGAACAAUAGAAAAGUCAGAAGGAAAGGAAAACGAAAGGGCAAGGGGAUGAAGAAGAACCCCUGUCUGUGGGAAUACAAAGACUUCUGUAUUUAUGGAGUGUGUCAGUAUCUGAGGCAUUUGCAUGCUCAUUCUUGUGUAUGUGAAGCAGGUUAUUCGGGGGAGAGGUGCCAUCUAUUCACCUUACCAGUAGCUAGGGAGGAACAACUUUACAGUCGGACCACAGCUCUAGCUGUCAUGGCAGUGGUUUUGUCACUCCUGUGUCUCUCAAUCAUUGGUAUUCUGCUGCUUGGGUACCACAAAAAAAGUGAUACUGAGGUGAAGGGUGAAGAAAAGGUCAAACUUGAGACAACAUCGGUGAAGCAGUGAUUGAGGAGAAAGGAGGCUUAAAUGCCAAGUGGACAUGUGACAUGUGACCCAUGGAGGGAAAGGAUUAUGGAGUAAACAUUAAUGUCCUACUGGAGCUUGACUGUCAUUUUUAAUGGGGAGACAUGUCCCCUUCACUUUUAGAAGUUUCUGCUUUUGUACUUUUCUAAGAUCCUUGGUCCCUCCACACUUUUCAAAAAGAUUUUCUACACCCCAGAUGUCCUGAAAAUGCGAUGGCUCUCAACACUUUGUACACCGCUUCCAUGUGUGGAGCAAUGACCUUCGCACUUCUGCUCCUGGAGAACACAGAGAGAGGACUGUGUGCUUGAGUUACUGUGAAAGGAACUGCAGUACCUAAUGAAUGUAACUUUGUAGCUGCAUCAAUAUGUGCUCAAUCAAGUUUCAAAUUGUGUUUGUUGCUUAUUUAUUUUGAAAAGGAUGUUUCUCCUUCAUCCCAUCUGUCAACAGUACUGUGUGAAACAACACUGCUCUUGUAAUUAUUUAUUUAUAGUGUAUUAGUUAUUUAUUUUGAUAUAUAUAAUAGUUUUGUUUACUGAAUGCAAUGGAAGAUUUAUAAAUGUGUUUUUAAUGCAUAUGUAUUUAUUGUUGAUUGAUGCAAUCAAGAUAUUUUCUAAUAGGUCUGUUAUUGGGGGGUGCGCAUCAUUCUACACCAGCACAUUUAGAAGACCCUCUAAUUUGUGUCUGUAAAGUUUUUAUAACCAUAUAGCUAUACUGUGGAAAAAUACAGACUUGCAAAUCUCUAUAAAUGCAAUCAAACAUUAUGUAGUGUGUGUGUGUGUGUGUGUGUGUGUGGAAUCAUGUCAAACACCCAGGGGUUUUGACACUAUACUUAGUGGGUCUUUGUAUUACUGAGAAAAUGUAGCUUAAAUUAAGUGAAAAAGUAUUUCUAUGGUUUGUUCAAUAUAAAAUGGCACAAUUUCAGCCACUAAUAUCAAACAACCAAGCAAUGGCAGUUUAAAGCAAUGUUUUAAUGUUGUUUUUCUUUAAUAAAUUCUUGUU
This is a messenger RNA of Xyrauchen texanus (razorback sucker), 2044 nucleotides long. Its product is annotated as proheparin-binding EGF-like growth factor. Gene Ontology annotation, biological process: positive regulation of mitotic nuclear division; positive regulation of cell population proliferation; epidermal growth factor receptor signaling pathway. The transcript is spliced from 6 exons. The record is from RefSeq and is a predicted model, not a curated record. The coding region runs from base 368 to 1027 and encodes 219 amino acids. Lineage: Eukaryota; Metazoa; Chordata; Actinopteri; Cypriniformes; Catostomidae.